Molecule: messenger RNA, 1497 nt
Organism: Prunus armeniaca (apricot)
Lineage: Eukaryota; Viridiplantae; Streptophyta; Magnoliopsida; Rosales; Rosaceae
Source: the annotation of a GenBank genome assembly
AUGGAAGAUUAUAUUUUGAUCAAAACGUUGACAUUCUCCUUGGUUUCUCUAAUUCUGUAUUCUGUUGGGAGAGUUGUUCAAGUCUAUUGGCUGAGACCCAAAAGCUUAGAGAAGCAGUUGAGGCAGCAAGGGAUCAGAGGCAGAAGUUACAAGCUUUUCCAAGAUGACAUGAAAGAUAUCAAAAUGUCCUGCGAGGAAGCAUGGUCCAAACCCAUGUCCCUCAAGCACCAGAUUGGUCCACGGAAAGUGAGUUUGGGAUGGUUUGAAACGAGGCCAAGGCUCAUAGUUGCAGAGCCAGAGCUGAUCAAGUUGAUAUUAGCUGACAAGAGUGGGCACAUGACAAAGCCACCACUGAACCCACUUGUCAAUCUUCUGCAAUUGGGUGUCGCUACCUUGGAAGGAGACCAAUGGGCCAAACGCAGAAGGCUCAUAACUCCUGCUUUCCAUCUUGAGAAAUUAAAGGGGAUGGUGCCUGCAUUUGUGACCAGUUGUUCUGGUCUGAUCAAUCGAUGGGAAAAUUUAAUUGGUGUUCAAGGAUCAUACGAAGUAGAUGUGGCACCAGAGUUUCAAAAUCUUGCUGGGGAUGUUAUAGCUAGAACAGCAUUUGGAAGCAGCUUUGAAGAGGGGAAGAAGAUAUUUGAACUUCAAAAGAAGCAAGCUGUUUUAGUGCUUGAAGCCUAUUAUGGUUUCUAUUUCCCAGGUUUAAGAUUCAUACCCACUAAAAAGAACAAGAUGAGGUACAACUUGGACAAUGAAAUCAAAGCAAUAUUAAGGGGUAUGAUCAGCAGGAAAGAGCAAGCCAUGGAAAAUGGUGAAGUGUGUUCCAAUGAUUUGCUGGGUUUACUCUUACAGUGCAAAGAACAAGAGCAGAACAGUAUGACAAUUGAGGAUGUGAUAGAAGAGUGCAAGCUCUUCUACUUUGCUGGACAAGAGACCACAGCCAACUGGCUCACUUGGACUAUGAUUGUCUUGUCUAUGCAUCCAAGCUGGCAAGAGAAAGCAAGAGAAGAAGUCCUACGUGUGUGUGGAAAGGAAACACCUGAUUUGGGUUCCAUAAAUCGCCUCAAGAUUGUAUCUAUGAUAUUGAAUGAAGUUCUGAGGUUAUAUCCACCUGUGACUGUUCUAUAUAGGCACACCCAAAAGAAAACCAAUAUAGGAGGCCUUUCCAUCCCAGCUGGGGUUGAAUUUGUGUUGCUGAUUCUGUUUCUCCAAUAUGAUCCAAAAUAUUGGGGUGAGCAGGUUGAGGAAUUCAACCCAGAGAGAUUUGCUGAAGGAGUUUCCAAGGCAUCAAAGGAUGAAUUUGCCUUCUAUCCAUUUGGUUGGGGCCCUAGAAUUUGUUUGGGCCAAACUUUUGCUGUGAUAGAAGCAAAGAUGGCUCUGGCUAUGAUUCUUCAACAUUUCUCUUUUGAGCUCUCACCCUCUUACACUCAUGCUCCCAUUGUGGGCAUUACCCUUCAGCCACAGCAUGGAGCCCCUAUUAUACUUCACAGAAUUUAA